CAUUUCCAAAUUAUGGAUAGCUGGAAGACAGAAGAGGAGGGAAGAACAGAAUUUGGGAGGGAAAUUCAAUUAAAUGAAAUGACCAGAUCACAAACCUCAAAAGCACCAGCUGGACUGGCUGAGAUCUUUCACGCUUUAGUAGCCUGCCCUUCAGACCCUGAGAACUGCUUAUUCUUUCAGUUCUUAUACUCCUCACUCCUACAACUCCAAUGACCCAGCUUCCAAAACCACUCACAACCCUCCGUCCUCUCUUCUGCUGGGACCCGGCUGUUUUUUGUUUUUAGGCCAUGGGCAUCUCAGUAAAAGGGACUGCCAUCCAUCUUACGUGCCCAAGCCAGAAACUCAAGCUCGUGUGUGUGUGCGUGCACAGCCGUGUCUGACUGCCACCCCAUGGACUGAAAUCUACCAGGCUCCUCUGCCUAUGAAUUUUCUAGGCAGGAACACUGGGGUGCAUUGCCAUUUUCUACUCCACCUUGAUUCUUCUCUUCUUCCUUUCCAACUAGCAGCAAGCCCUGGUGUUUCUACCUCUUUCAUACUUAUCCCCUGCCACCAGCUUAGACCAAAGGAACCAUUCUCUUCCUUGCCUCUUAAUUGGUCUGCUCACUUUCUCUGUUACCCCUUUCUGAUACACAGUCACAAUGACCUUUUAAAUAUGUUUAUCACAUCUCUCUGAGGCCUAAAAUGACUCUAUGGCUUCCCACUGCGCUACCAUCCAGACCAACAACUUACAAGCCUUCCCCUCACUUCAUGCCCUUCUCCCCUGGCUCACUGAGCUCUACCCACAGCCUCCUUUCGGUUCCCAGAAAAGACAGAACUCUACUGCCUGAUCGCCUCAGUUAGCACCCAUUCCCUGUACCGGAAAUGCUCUCCCCACCAUGCUUCCUUACUAGACCUUUUCCCAUUCUUUGGUUAAAUGUUCCCUUCUCAGACAUUAGGCAGUGACCCUCUCCUCUACCCUUAUUAGCCUUACAGCAUUCUAAUGUAUUCAGAUUCAAGCAUCUUGGCACAAUGUGAUUUUAUUUACAUGUUUUUUGUUUGUCUUCCCCUUUCUAGAACAGCUGCUCUAUGAAGAUGUGCCAGCCUUACUCGCCGAUUUAAAAAGAGAGCGAGCGAGCCAUGAGAUGACAACAGUUCGCCAUCCACACGGACGAAAGGAGCAAGCCAAGGAGGAAAAACGUCCUUCAAACGGAUUUUCCCAACAAAGCACCUGGGGACCGUUAGAAUUAUUACAGCAGCCAAGGCCUUAGUCUCGGCCUCCCGGGAAAACUGGGCCUGGCGUGUGUGCGGGUGCCCGCUUUUACUGUUGCGAUCUCUUCCCCGAGCUCCUCAGAGCUCCGAAUACCUAAAGAGGCAGGUACCGGGAUGGAGAGGAGCCCAGCACGUUCUACACAUCACUUCAACUGUGGCUCCCCUUUUAAAGAGACGAACCCAAUUACCCGACCCCACCUCAGCUUUGCACCUGUCCUGCUUCAGGUUGGGCCAGCGGACCCAACAGAAUCACCUAAUUCUCCAACCUCAGCCGCACGGGAAGCAUCGAAGGAGGCGGGAUUGGUCCUGCGCUCCCACCCCUCUCCUCCCAGCUAGUUCCUUCCUUCCGGAAGCUCGGGGCCCCGCCCACUUCCGCAACGCCGGGCCUCAGCCAAUGGCCUGCGUCCCAGGGAACGUUACCUCUGACCUCAGGGCUAAUCAGAAACAGUAGGACGAACUCCUCGCGAGAGGUGAGGUUGAAGCUGCCUCCGCCAUCUUGGAGAUGGGAGACGGGCGAUGGCUGUGGUCUUUCCGCUAAUGCAAACAACAAAACGGGCACAUUAGUGACUCCCGAGUGAGGCCCUCAUCAGUCUGAUUGUUGGCCAAAGCUACAGAAGAAGCGAGGGGGUCAAAGCAGAGCGCGGCGACACUGAUAACAGCCUCAACUGCCUGCUGGGGCGGCAGAAGUGAGGUAACUGAGGACCGGAAGGAUGGUACAGUCCUGUUCCGCCUACGGCUGCAAGAACCGAUACGACAAGGAUAAACCCGUUUCUUUUCACAAGUUUCCUCUUACUCGACCCAGUCUUUGUAAGAAAUGGGAGGCAGCUGUCAGAAGGAAAAACUUUAAGCCCACCAAGUACAGCAGCAUCUGCUCGGAGCACUUUACCCCGGACUGCUUUAAGCGGGAGUGCAACAACAAGCUGCUGAAAGAGGAUGCUGUCCCCACGAUAUUUCUGUGUACCGAGCCGCACGACAAGAAGGAAGAUCUCCUGGAGCCACAGGAACAGCCCCCGCCGCCUCCUUUAACGCCCCCCAUUUCCCAGGUCGAUGCUGCGAUCGGGCUGCUCAUGCCUCCUCUCCAGACCCCCGAUAACCUCUCCGUGUUCUGUGACCACAACUACACCGUGGAGGACACCAUGCACCAGCGGAAGAGGAUCCACCAGCUGGAGCAGCAAGUGGAGAAGCUCCGGAAGAAGCUCAAGACCGCGCAGCAGCGGUGCCGCCGGCAGGAGCGGCAGCUGGAGAAGCUGAAGGAGGUGGUGCACUUCCAGAAGGAGAAGGACGGCGCCUCCGAGAGGGGCUACGUGAUUCUCCCCAAUGACUACUUCGAGAUAGUCGAAGUCCCAGCGUGAAAACGUGAGAUUUGUAUUGGUUUUUCAUGGGGCAAUACCACCUACCCUCUUCUACCCUAGAGAGGAGUUUCAUUUGAAAAGAGAUUACACUUGAUAACUUGUACAAAAGCAAUUCAGAAUAUUUUUUUAAAAGAAUAAAUUAGAUAUAUACUGUAAAACUGUAAAUUUUUUGUUUGUAAUUUCAGGGUUUUUACAUUUUAGCAAAAUAUUUUAAAAGUGAUAAACUAACCUCAGAGCUUCAGUGUAAGUUCGUUUCAGGAUUGGGGAUUUUUGUUUUUUAAUUCAAGUAUUUAUAGACAUGAAAAUAAAAAGUAAAGAGAACAAGAACAGUGCAGUAAGGAUGAUUUAAGUUUCAAGUUAAAAAAAUUUAGUGCAGUUUAUUGAAAGAACUUAGUCACAUUUUAAAUCAGAAGCAUAGGACAUGAUGUCUCAGAGUAUAUAUAUUUACACAUUCUUAUUUGUAAAGUCGACAGAUUCAUUUAUCUUAAUCCCUUAUCAGAGUUAACUUGGCGAGUUGUGUCAUUCCAUACCUAAUCAUAAUGGUUAAAUGAUGUUAGAGAAGGAAUUUUUUUAGAGAGUGGGGCCCUUCCUUUCUCACCCCCACCCAGCAUUAUAGAAUUAGAAGGGUGUCUCCAGUGGAAGACACACUCUCCAGUAAGCAGACUGGAGUGAGAUGAGCAGCGGCCACUGGGGCUGACCCUGGGCUCGCCUUUUCUCUUCUGCUCUGAGGUCAGGGGCGUCCGGUCCCCACUGUGGGUGUGUGUGCACCCAGGUCUCUGCCUGUGUCGUGUGGGUAGAGUGUGACUUGUUGCAUCAGGUGGGAAUCUUGCUCUUGACGAAUUGAUUGUCAAGACGUCACACAAAAGAAAAUUUCUUCACUUUUACCACAAGCGAGAAGUCACAUCCUAUUUACCUAAAUGAGUGAUUUGUAUUCAGAGGCAUCCUAAUAGAUAAUGCUUAUUUUACUCAAAAUUGAGACUCAAAUGCUGCGGUUUCUGUUCAGACUGUGAGUUGUGCUCUAACUUUGUGAGAAAUUUUACCUAGGUUUGAAAUGAAAACACUUCUGAGUAAACAAGCACUGCCAUAGGAAUUACCUGCUUAAAUUUAGAAUAACUGCUCCAACUAUAAUUAUUUUGUAUUUCAAAGUGCUGCACAGACCUUUGAAGGCAGUAUUAAAGAUUGGCAGUCAUCAGUCCAGGAAUGUCUUUUGUAGACCUGAUUCUCAGUGUAGUUCACUGCCAUCUUGCCAGUGCUUUGAUUCAUGGAGAUAUGAUUUUUUUUUUUUUAUGAACCAGUAUUUCAAAAGUAGAAAAUUAUGACUACUUGAAAUAUUAUCAUCUGAUAACACUUAGAACUAACUCUAAGGAAUCAGAGGACUUUUUCUAGUUAUUCAUGGGUCUCAUCACUGUUUUUGAAGCUACAAAAUCUCUUAAGUAGUUUGUUUUUACAUUUCAUCUCUCUAGCAAUUCCUGGAGGAUAUGUGGGUAAAUAUUUUACACAAUAUAUAUGUGAAAACUAAACUGUCAUGGACAUAAAAGAAAUCUGUGUGUGUGUUUGUGUGUGUGUCCCCAUGUCAUCAGAACCAGGAAUCCAACAUUAACUCUGUAAGUGACCGUCAUAAUCACUUGGCAUCUUAGCAUUAUGAACUAACCUGAAGCUACUUGUUUUCGUGGGACAGACAUCCCUAAUUGGAGAGAACUGAGCAACAGCAUGUGUACCAACUAUUUGCAUUUAGAUCACUUACUAUGUUUAACACAGAAUUUGAAGUACAGGUGCUUAUUUCUGAAUUUGAAAUAUAACGUUUGUUGAAAUGUUUUAAAAAUUCAUUUUGUCUGUUGUAGUGUUUAUGACAUUGCCAAGAGAAAGAGAACGUUCAGGCUCAAAUAGGUCCUGUUCAGUCACAGCGAAACGUGGUCAGAAACAGCAGGGCAAGGUCUCCGUCUGGAGCAAGCGGGGAGAAGACCCCUGUGAGUUUCAUCGUAGUAUGAAAGAUGACAUGUAUUUUAGGCACAGAGAGUAACAUCCUGAAGUUUCCAUCUAUGAAUGAUAUAGUCUGGCAAUGAUAGAAGAAAUAACUUUUUCCUGAUUAGAACUGCUAGGAAAACUGUAGAAUUUUAGAAUUAGAAGGGAGCUAGAAAUGACUGAACACUUGCGUCACCUCCAAACCCUGCAGAAUCCCCUUGUGAAAUAUCCCUGACAACUGGAUGUCUGUUCUCUGUAUACCGUUGAUGUGUAAGCAGUGCUGUUUAGAUUCUCUGAAAUGAGUUUCUGGAAUAGAGUAGCAUUUGUUGCCACUUUUAAAAAUACUUGUUUAUAACACAACUAUAAACUUCACUUUGAACUGCUGCAUAGUUUGAACUAUCAAAUUCCAAAUUAAAGAAGUUUUAAAAUUUUGUAAAAUAAAUGUUUAUUGUGUGCCUGCUA
Molecule: messenger RNA, 5024 nt
Organism: Bubalus bubalis (water buffalo)
Lineage: Eukaryota; Metazoa; Chordata; Mammalia; Artiodactyla; Bovidae
Gene: THAP1
Product: THAP domain containing 1
Exons: 3
Coding region: 1959-2600 (213 amino acids)
Molecular function (GO): sequence-specific DNA binding
Source: RefSeq, a predicted model, not a curated record